UCCAACGCUGCCACUUAAGCAGAGACACCAGCACCUGUGUUUGUGACCCACUGAGGUCAGUCUGCAGGCGUUUGGUUUCGUUUGACAGUAUGACAUUACAAUCUUAUUUACAUUACAGAAGAGCAGAACCUACUCAGGACUACACGGAGGAACGCUGUCUGUCACGACUAGACUGCUUUCUUUAAUCUGUUCUGUGUGCGGUUCAGCUGUCGGCUCGUUUAUUCACUCGGUUGCUACAACUGAGGCGGGCGGUGCUUGGCCUCUGUGUCGUAGGUGGACAAAGCUGCCAGGUCAGGAAUUUUUACUGCGGUCCUCUUCCCGGCUGCUACAGCAGUUUAAAACCUCCGAGGAUUAGUUAUUGUGGACGGACAUGGCGGACACUUUAAGGAGAUUGACCAAUACAUCUUCCUUCAGCGUCUUACAGGACAAGCUGGAGAGCUGGCACAAAGACUACCAUGUGAUUUCCUGUGACCAGAAUCUGAAUAGAUGCUGUGAGCUGAUUGAACUCACCGCCAAGAUCCAAGGCCAGCUGUUUGCCAUCCUGAACCUCACAGCAGCUGAAGGAGGACACUAUGCUGGAGUGGACACUUUGAAAACACGACUACUACCGUGGCUUGGAACCUGUUUCUCAAUGGCGAGGCCUUCAGUCACCGAUGACACCAGUCUGCAGCUCAUCCAGGAUUCAGUGGAAAAGGACAGAAAGAUCAAAGAGCUUUCUUUCUCCCAUGAGAGCGACAUGCAGAAGAUGGAGACUCAGCUGUGUUCCACUCGCCUACAGCUCGACUCAGUCAGAGCAGAACUAAUAGAUGCUAAAAACGAACUGGACGACACAAAGAGCAAAUCAGCAACAACCCUGCUGGCCACUGAGGAUGAAAUAUUACAACUAAAAGCAGAUUUGAGAUCCGCACAUGAGCAGGUGGAGAUUUAUAAGAGGAAGCUGGAUGCUCUUGAUGACUACGAGCGUCAGAUUAGGCUGUUGAGAGAUGAAGUGUCUUACCUGAGCACAGAGAAGGCCAUGCUGCAGGAGAGGUUGGUGAGAAGUCGCUCUCCGAGUCCCCUGCUCAGAGCCAGCCGCUCCUCCAGCCCAGUGAGGAGCGAGUCGCCCACCAGAGCUCAGCUCACCAACUCGUCACGCCACGCUCGCCUUGUAUCCCGCUUCAGUGACCUGUACGCUGUGGAGCGCCUGGAGGCCCAGAGCCUGCUUCGACGCUACAUUGCUGACUUGCAGAUGGUUCAGAAAAUCAUCUUCAUCGCUGUUGUGGAGUCCUUCAAGUUCGCUAAACUGGCUUACCGACAGUUCAAACUACGAGUGAGAAAGACAUUGUCCCCGUCUCACUUUGGGCCAGAGAGUCUAGAGGAUGCAGCUGUGGACUACAUUGUCAGGAAUCUGGACCUCUAUGAUGUUCAGUCCAGCGUCGAUGAUGUGAUCAGUGCCAUGAAUGUGGACCCUCGCAUCUCCUUCCCACCAGAAGUAGACUUUGGCCGCAUCAGUACCUUGAUCAGGGAGGCAUGCAGGGUGGCCUUUGCCAUGCAGACUCUGGAAACACCGCUUGACUUGGCCUUUGCAAGUGAUGGAGAACUAUACAAUGACAGCAGGUACAGACGUAGCUAUGACUCUGAGUUCACUGCUCCUCUGGUGAUGUACCAUGUCUGGCCAGCCUUAAUGGAAGGAAACACUGUGAUAGUGAAAGGCGAGGCGUUGACUAGAAGAAACGCUCCGUGGACUAGAAGCCGAAGCCGAAGCAGGAGUGCGAGUCCAGUUCGUUCUCGCUCUCUCAGUCCCACUCGCAGUCUUGUAUUUAACAGCAAAAGAAGCCUGUCUCCUGAUCGCCUCACCGCUAGCCGCCUGUGAACUCUGGCUGCAUUGUCAACAGGACAACAGCUUUUUUCUAAGAAAUAAACUCUGAGGUAUUUUGAAAUCUGAUUUCAACUGCAUGGCUAUUCUUAUGCUUCUACCAAAUAAGCAAUAAAAAUCCUAAAGUAUCUUACCAACCAAAGGCUGUUCAGAGUUUACAGUGUUGGAAGACACUUUUGCAGGACAGAAAGGACCGCUUACAUGAAACUAGAGUAGCCUGGCAGCUAAUAGGCAGUUGUCUUAGUUCACUAUAUUUACUCUGUUACUGAGAUUUUGAUAGAUAAUAGCAGUAUUUUAGUGAUAUUCAGAAACUUGAAGUGCAUUUUUUAGAUGAAACGUAGACCUGCACACUAGCACUUUCUUAGUCAGCUAAAAUUAGGAACCGUAUUCCACAUAUCUCAUAUUUUAUUGCAGGCUGCGUGCUGUAGGUCGUCCAAUAUGGUGCUAUUGAUGCUUCAUAUCCUCCAGUACUUGAGCGACUAAUAUCGGUCACUGUUUCUUGUGUUAGUGGUUGCUGUGUUUUGUUUUUUAAAAUAUCCUUUCAUCAUUUGCAUUUUUUUGGUGCUGUUGUUUUAUAUAAGUAAUACCAGAACAGUUUAUUUGUGACAUGAACACAAUUUUUUUCCCCAUAAGAUAGAUUCUUUUAUGGUGUAAGAACCGGACCUGUAGCUUGUUGUGUUGCAGGAAUGCCCAGAUGCAUUCCAUAGAACAAUUAUGUUCAUUUUUUCUUAUGAACAAUCCAUGUACUGUAUAUCACCACUAACUUUGUAUCCAAGACUACUAAUGCACCCGCUAAUGACUUGAAGGAUGAACAUGCUGACUUUACUUUGAUUUAAUUUGUGCUGUGUGAUGAAUAUAUUCUCCAGUUGAGCCUUUUAUUAUGGAUUUUUUUAAACGAAUAAAUGAGAGAUUUGUAGUUUCCUGCA
Molecule: messenger RNA, 2781 nt
Organism: Acanthochromis polyacanthus (spiny chromis)
Lineage: Eukaryota; Metazoa; Chordata; Actinopteri; Pomacentridae
Gene: spata18
Product: spermatogenesis associated 18
Exons: 12
Coding region: 371-1852 (493 amino acids)
Biological process (GO): mitochondrial protein catabolic process; mitophagy by internal vacuole formation
Cellular component (GO): mitochondrial outer membrane
Source: RefSeq, a predicted model, not a curated record